AUCCUUGGUCACCUGCCUCUCUUCCUCGUCCCAUAAUCUUCCACCGCCACUGUCCCUUCUUUUCUUCCUCAUUUCCCACUGCUCCGCCUGUGGAACGCCAAACUCCGCCACCUCUCCACCUGCUGUCGAACGCCGAACGCUGCCGCCUCUGCUCCUGCUAUGCAACGCUGAACGCGGCCGUCGUUGCUCCUUGGAAAACUGAACGUAGCCCUAUCACAGCACAAGCCGACCUAGUUAUCUUCUAAUGGCAAUUCGCGCCAUUUUAAGAUCAAGAUUUGUGAAACUCAGUACAGCACUACUUCAAAACCUAACAAAACAGACCCAAUUACCUCCACAAUUCCAAGCUUUAGACUUCACCACAAUAUCAAACCGUCACAAUCCCAACUCUAGUGGGUCGAGGCAAUACCAUGACGGGAGGCCUAGAGGACCCCUUUGGAGAGGCAAGAAACUCAUUGGCAAAGAAGCUCUUUUUGUAGUCCUUGGAUUAAAGAGGUUUAAAGAUGAUGAAGAGAAGCUUGCUAAGUUUAUUAAAUCCCAUGUCUUGAGAUUGUUAAAACUCGAUAUGAUUGCUGUUCUCACUGAGCUUGAGCGUCAGGAAGAGGUUUCUUUGGCUAUCAAGAUAUUUGAAGUGAUUCAAAAGCAAGAUUGGUAUCUGCCUGAUGUGUAUCUAUACAAGGACUUGGUCCUUCUAUUAUCACGAAACGGGAAAAUGGAUGAAGCGAUGAAGCUGUGGGAAGCAAUGAGAAGCGAGAAUUUGUUCCCGGACUCUCAAAUGUACACAGAAAUCAUCAGGGGAUACUUAAAAGAUGGAUCUCCGGGCGAUGCAAUGAACGUAUACGAGGACAUGAAGAAAUCGCCUGAUCCACCCGAUGAAUUACCAUUUAGGGUUUUGUUAAAGGGGCUUCUUCCUCACCCACUUCUAAGGAACAGAGUGAAGCAAGAUUAUGAAGAGCUUUUUCCUGAGAAACAUAUUUAUGAUCCACCAGAAGAAAUUUUUGGUAUACGCUAAGUUUUGCAUGUUAUAAAGUUAUAAACAAUCUAUUUGGUCUUCUGCAUCUCUUUUCUUAAACUGGUUUUAAAUUUUAAGUUUCUGCA
Messenger RNA from Mercurialis annua (annual mercury), 1095 nucleotides. Its product is annotated as protein THYLAKOID ASSEMBLY 8-like, chloroplastic. The record is from RefSeq and is a predicted model, not a curated record. The transcript has 2 exons. The coding region runs from base 245 to 1009 and encodes 254 amino acids. Lineage: Eukaryota; Viridiplantae; Streptophyta; Magnoliopsida; Malpighiales; Euphorbiaceae. Gene Ontology annotation, molecular function: protein binding.